Molecule: messenger RNA, 1761 nt
Organism: Parnassius mnemosyne (clouded apollo)
Lineage: Eukaryota; Metazoa; Arthropoda; Insecta; Lepidoptera; Papilionidae
Source: the annotation of a GenBank genome assembly
AUGACAAAUUCGAGCGCAGGAGUUUGUGCAAUAAAAGUAGAAUUUAUUGCACAAAAAUUGGAAAACUGUAACAACAUUCAAGAAACGGAAUCAUCAUUAAAAAGGAAACUUGACAGUAACAUUACAUCUGAUAACAAAAAACUUAAAUGUGAAAAUGUUGAAGAACCACAUAAAAAUAAAAAGAGAGGCCAAAACAAAGCACGACCUAAGACAUUUCAAAUUGAUAAACAAAAUAAACCUUGUCCUAGCAUAAUAGACAUUAAAUCACCCGAUGAACAACAAAAGUGUCAAUUUCCUAAUUGCAAAUAUAUUCAUAAUCCACUGGAAUAUUUGCAAUCAAAACCUAAAGAUAUUUACGAAAAGUGCCAUUUAUUUGAUGUUCGGGGAAGGUGUCCCCGAGGCAUUGCUUGUCGUUUUGGUUUAAGUCAUAUCACAGCUGAAGGGUACAACAUUACUGAUGAUAACAAAGUUAAAGCAUGGAAAGAAGACACGAAAAACUCACUUCAAACUUCUAUUCAAAUAAAGUUACAGAAGAAAAAAUAUGAUUUCAGUAUUGCUGAAAGUGUGGUGAAAAGAAUGGAUUGUAGGAAUGUUUCUCAAAAAAUAGAUUCUACUUUAGAAAAUUCUAACGCACUUAAUAAAGUGAAUAGUGGUGUAAUAACCGAUGAAGAUUUAAUAAAACUACUACCCCGUGAAAAGAAAACAAUACAAUGGCAAGACAAAUUAUAUCUCAGUCCUCUUACUACUGUUGGCAACCUUCCUUUUAGAAGAAUUUGUAAAGGUUUUGGUGCUGAUAUUACUUGUGGAGAAAUGGCUCUUUGUGAAUCUUUACUGAAAGGGUUAAAACAAGAAUGGGCUCUGGUAAAAAGACAUGAAUCAGAAGAUCUUUUUGGAGCUCAAAUAUGUGGUAACAAUGCAUAUACCAUAACUAAAGUAGCACAAUUAUUGCAAGAAAACACAGAACUUGACUUUAUUGACUUAAACUUAGGAUGUCCAAUAGAUUUAAUUUAUAAAAAAGGUGGUGGAUCCGGUAUGAUGCACAGAUUACCUGCCUUAGAGACAUCCAUAAAAUCCACUUCAAAACUAUUAAAUAUACCAUUCACUGCAAAAAUUAGAACUGGUGUGUACCAAGAUAAGAAAAUUGCUCACACUAUUAUACCCAAAAUGUUUGAUUGGGGUGUAUCCCUUAUAACUUUACAUGGUAGAUCAAGGGAGGCUAGAUAUACAAAAUCAGCUGACUGGGAAUAUAUAGAAACCUGUGCAAAAGCAGUAGCACCAUUGCCUAUUUUUGGUAAUGGUGAUAUAUUAAGUUAUCAAGACUAUUUACAAAAGAAAGAAUUAGCUCCUUCUGUUCAAGGAGUAAUGAUUGGACGAGGUGCACUUAUUAAGCCUUGGAUAUUUACAGAAAUUAAAGAACAAAAGCUAUUAGAUAUAAGCAGUAAAGAAAGGUUUGAAAUAAUUAAAAAAUUUACAUACUAUGGACUGGAGCACUGGGGUUCUGAUACUCAGGGUGUUGAAAAUACACGUAGAUUUUUACUUGAAUGGUUAUCUUUCUUAUAUAGAUAUGUACCUGUUGGAUUACUAGAAAGACCACCACAAAGAAUUAAUGAAAGGCCUCCAACAUAUUUUGGUAGAGAUGAUUUAGAGACACUUAUGGCUUCAGGCAAUUGUGCAGACUGGAUAAAAAUAAGUGAAAUGGUAUUAGGUCCUGUGCCUGAUGGAUUUAUGUUUUUGCCUAAACACAAAGCCAAUUCGUACUAA